Molecule: messenger RNA, 2172 nt
Organism: Ostreococcus lucimarinus CCE9901
Lineage: Eukaryota; Viridiplantae; Chlorophyta; Mamiellophyceae; Mamiellales; Bathycoccaceae
Exons: 3
Coding region: 1-2172 (723 amino acids)
Molecular function (GO): RNA binding; RNA helicase activity; ATP binding
Source: RefSeq, a predicted model, not a curated record
AUGAACGAGGUCUUCGACUCAAGCGGAGGCGAGUCGUCCGAAGACGAAGCCGAAAGAGAUGAAGCUAAAACUACGGAUGUUCUGUCGGAAGACGCGGUCGAAGCAAAAACUGAGGUAGAUGACGACGACGACGACGACGAAGCGUGGGCAAAGAAGCAAACCGCGAAAUUGAGCAAGACUGAACGUCUCGGGACGGUGAAUCACGACGAGAUCGAUUACGAACCGGUGAAGAAAAACUUUUACAUCGAAGCGAAGGAAAUAGCGUCGAUGACCAAGGCGGAGGUGAAGCAGCUUCGUGUGGAGUUGGACGGAAUCAAGUGUCGAGGUAAAAAGGUGCCGAAACCCAUCAAGACGUGGGCGCAGGCGGGCUUGAACAAUCGCGUGCAUGAGCUGAUUCGCCGGUCUGGAUUCGAAAAGCCGAUGCCUAUUCAGGCACAAGCGCUUCCCGUGAUCAUGUCCGGACGCGAUUGCAUCGGGGUCGCGAAAACCGGUAGCGGGAAGACUUUAGCGUACAUUUUACCGAUGUUGCGCCACAUCAACGCGCAGGAGCCCCUCGCCUCCGGCGACGGACCUAUUGGUAUGAUCAUGGGACCUACGAGAGAGUUGGUGACGCAGAUUGGUAAAGAUUGCAAGCGUUACGGAAAAGCCAUGGGGUUUUCGGCCGUGUCCGUGUACGGUGGCUCGGGUAUAGCGGCGCAGAUUGGCGAUUUGAAACGCGGCGCGGAAAUCGUCGCGUGCACGCCCGGUCGCAUGAUUGACUUGCUGACGACAGGUUCGGGAAAAAUUACAAACUUGCGUAGAGUAACUUACAUGGUGCUCGAUGAGGCAGACCGUAUGUUCGAUAUGGGCUUUGAACCACAAAUUACUCGCAUCCUGGCCAAUCUUCGUCCGGAUCGCCAGACGGUGAUGUUUAGCGCCACGUUUCCGCACACGAUGGAGGCGUUGGCGCGUGCCGCGCUGGACAACCCGAUCGAGAUCCAAAUCGGUGGAAAGUCCGUGGUGAACUCCGAUAUAGAGCAGCUUGUGGAACUUCGUCCCGAAGAAGAUCGAUUUUUACGAGUCUUAGAAUUACUCGGCGAAUGGUACGAGCGCGGCAAGAUUAUAAUCUUCGUCGCGAGCCAGGACAAGGCGGACUCGACUACGAUUUCAGACUUCAAAUCAGACGUCUGUAACAUCCUCGUCGCCACCUCCGUCGCCGCUCGCGGGUUGGAUGUCAAGGAUUUGAGGCUCGUCAUCAACUACGACACGCCUAACCACUUGGAGGAUUACGUGCACAGAGUUGGACGUACUGGACGCGCCGGCCAGAAAGGGACCGCAGUAACGUUUAUUUCAGAAGACGAAGAAAAGUUCGCACCCGACUUAGUCAAGGCGCUUAAAGAGUCGAAGCAAAACGUCCCGCAGGAUGUGCAAGCAAUGGCGGAUGAGUUUACUCGUAAGCGCAAGGAGGGUCUCGUCGGUGCCGCUGGUUCUGGCUUCGGUGGUUCUGGAUUCAAAUUCAACCAAGAAGAGCAAGACCUCUUGCGCAAACAGAAGCGUGACGCCGCUCGAGCGGCUGGCCUGGAUGUAGACGAUGGUGAGAGCGAUAGUGACGAAGAGCCAGCUGCGCACACGCCAGGAGCGCUCGUCGCCAAGGGUGGCUUGACGCCCGCGCAGAUCGCGCAAGCUGCGGCGCAAUCCGUUUUUGCAAAAAUGAAGCAGCCGCAAAAACAAGCUGCAGGCGCGCAAAAUACGAAAGCGAUCGCAUUGGCUCAGAGCUACGCGCUUGCGCACGGCGCAUCGGCGGGUGCCGCUAAAGCCGCCGCCCUCGCCGCAGCGCUCAACGCGCAGCACGCAAAAACGUCCAGAGGGCCGACGCAGUCAGGCUCGCACUUCGAGACUGAGCUCGAGAUCAACGACUUCCCACAAUUCGCGCGCUACAAGGUCACUCACAAAGACACGUUAGUGCAAAUCAUGGAGCAUACCGGCGCCGCAGUCACGGCAAAAGGGCAAUACGCCGCCCCCGGGCGUCCGCUCGCCCCCGGCGAUCGCAAGCUCUACCUCCUCAUCGAAGGCCCCACCGAGCGCGUGGUCAAGGAAGGAAAGAACUACGUCAAGAACAUCAUCGAGACCGCCAUCGCUAAGCAAGCCCUUCCCGGCGCCGCAGGUCAACCACAAGGCCGUUAUCGCAUCUAG